Molecule: messenger RNA, 978 nt
Organism: Copidosoma floridanum
Lineage: Eukaryota; Metazoa; Arthropoda; Insecta; Hymenoptera; Encyrtidae
Product: probable salivary secreted peptide
Source: RefSeq, a predicted model, not a curated record
CUAAAUUCUAUUCCCAAAUCAAAAUUUACUUUACCAGGGAAUUUUUUUACAUCAGUAGGUAUCAAAAUUCAUAAACAGAUCCAUAAAGAAAUGGCGUCUCUACGUAUACCUGUGAUACUCCUUCUCACCUUUGUAGCAGCGAUUCUUACAACUGCCCAUUCCAACGACUUAAUCGUAGGACGUCGUUCACCUGGUGACUUUUUGAUGCAACGUGAUCCCGCUCGAAAAUCUGCGAGCAUCCUCCAAAUCGUCAAAUUGAAGAAGACGUUUACAGGCGAUAAUUACCACAAAAUCACGCAGAUUCGUUUUCUUGAUCAGAAUAAAGUAGGCAAUGGUGCCAAGGUUACGAUUCUCAGUGGUGGACCGAAUUACACUUUUGUUACGGCAGAGUUCAAAAGCCAAAGAAACUAUGGGAUAGAUUUUGUGGUUGAAUUGUAUGGAAGGCAAAGUUUUGUGAACUGAACAUAUAAGCAUAAAAUUUUAAGUUAUUUUUAGAUAAGUAUCAAUAUUAUUGCAUAUUAUAAAUUUUUCUAGUUAAAGUAGUGAAAAAGUAUCAUAUUUAUUGUCUUAUAAAACUUUCAAAUACAAGUUCGUUCAAUUACUAAUGAAUAAUUGUAAAUAACAUUAACGUCUACCAUUUCAAUUCAUUGAGCAUGACAAUAGUCUACUUUUUAUCUUUUCGUAAAUAUAAAUUUUAUUUAAAUGAUACAAAUAGAAAUAAAUGAUAAAGGCAAAAGUAACUUGUUGCUGUAAGAACUAUUUUUUAAAUAAAAUACAAUGAAGAGCUUCUAGAUCCAAUAAUUUUAAAUAUAUUUAUUCCUACGUAUUGUACAGUGGUAUGAUAAGUAACAAAUGUAAUAUAAAAUGUAUUUUUGGAAGAUGAGGCAAUGCGAGGAAAUAAUAAGACGAUUUAUUUUUAUUAAUAGGAAAUAAUUGUUCAUUAUACAGUGUACAUACUUAUUAACUUUAUUUAUUUCU